This is a messenger RNA of Plectropomus leopardus (leopard coralgrouper), 1332 nucleotides long. Its product is annotated as annexin A2-A-like. NCBI's taxonomy places the organism in Eukaryota, Metazoa, Chordata, Actinopteri, Perciformes, Serranidae. The record is from RefSeq and is a predicted model, not a curated record. Gene Ontology annotation, cellular component: vesicle membrane; cytoplasm; nucleus. Gene Ontology annotation, molecular function: cytoskeletal protein binding; phosphatidylserine binding; phospholipase inhibitor activity.
GAAAAGUUAAACCUCCACACCCGUUCCACUUGAACAUUGCCUGGACGUAUUUCUGCAUCAUCUCAACUUUUACAACUUAGGAGAAACAAGAUGACUAUGGUAUCAGAGUUUCUGGGACAGCUGUGUCUCAACAUUGGGACCAGUGAACCCACAUUCCCCACUGUGGUACCCACUGUGGACUUUGACCCUGACAGAGAUGCUGCCAGAAUAGACACUGCUCUCAAAACCAAAGGGGUGGAUGAACAGACCAUCAUUGAUGUCCUGACAAAGCGAACCUACGCACAAAGGAGAGACAUAGCUUUUGCGUAUGAAAAGAGGGUAAAGAAGGACAUGAUCUCUGCCCUGAAGGGAGCGCUGUCUGGCUCUCUGGAAACUGUGAUCCUCGGACUGAUGAAGAGCACGACCCAGUAUGAUGCCUCAGUGAUCAGAGGAUCUAUCAAGGGGUUAGGAACGGAUGAAGAAACACUGAUUGAAGUUUUGUGCUCCCGCAGCAAUGCUGAGCUGGUGGAGAUCAAGAAGGUCUACAAGGAAUUGUUCAAGAAGGAUCUGGACAAAGAUGUGCAAGGUGACACCUCUGGGAACUUUGCUAAGCUGCUCUUGGCUCUGGUGCAGACCAAGAGAGAAGAGCCAUCAGCUAUGGUAGACUAUGAGAAGAUUGAUCAGGAUGCCAGAGCACUCUUUGAGGCUGGCGUAAAUAUAAAGGGGACUGAUGUGGCGACCUGGAUCUCCAUCAUGUCUGAGAGAAGCGUACCCCACCUGCAAAAAGUGUUUCAGAGGUACAAGAGUUACAGCCCCUACGACAUGCAGGAAAGCAUUGUGAAGGAAGUGAAAGGAGACUUGCAAAGGUCCUUCCUGGUGCUAGUUGAUUGCUUUGAAAACAAACAGCUGUACUUUGCCAAAAGACUUAAUGAAGCCAUGAAGAGUAAAGGAGCCAAAGAGAAGAUAGUGACCAGAAUUAUUGUGUCACGCUGCGAGGUGGACCUCAAGAAGAUCUGCUCCGAAUACAAGGCCACCUUUGGAGAGUCUCUGCAGAGGACUAUCAUGGAACACACCAAAGGAGACUACCAGAAAGUGCUGCUCGGCCUGUGCGGACCAGAGCAGUAAAAAUGAAAACGCCUGGAAAGGUGCACUGGAGAGGUGGGCUUAUGAAUAUCACACUUGGAACAAACUCUGCAACAAAAGCCCAUUCGUCAUAUUUUCCCUGCACACAUUUUAAUGCAACAUUCAAGAAGAUACAUUUAUCUUUAUGAUAAACCAGAUAUCUGUAUUACAGCAUAUUUUUGUUAUACCAAAACAGCAAUUAAAGUUACUUCAUUGGAGUAUUAUCCCUCA